AUAACUUGACCCAAACAAAUGAACGCGGAAGUACUCCUUGUGUUUUUUCUUUGGAAAAGAGAAACUAAAGACCAACUUUGAAAAUCUUACCGAACAAAGCAAAGUGGAAACUGACGACCGAUUAUUUGACGAAUCGAUUCUUUUUUUCUGUCGUUUGUUUUGUAAAUCAACGGCGUAAUUUGAUCUGAGAAUAAACGGUUUAAAUGAUCUCUAGUUGGGUCAUUAUGAAGUUAGUUUGCCUAUUUAAUUAUUAAUAUUGUUUGUGUUGCCUUUCGUCUCCGUAUCAUAGCCCGUGCUAUCGCUUAUAAAGAAAGUUGCAUAUCCAGAAUGACUGUGGCGGUGUUUUUCGGCUGUGCUUUCAUUGCGUUUGGUCCAGCCUUCGCCCUGUUCGUCUUCACGAUCGCCAAAGAUCCACUGAGAGUCCUCAUUCUGAUCACAGGGGCGUUCUUCUGGCUGCUGUCUCUGUUGUUGUCAUCUCUGGUGUGGUUCAUCGCUGUGAAGGCCAGUAACGCAGAUGACUGGACGCUCAGGAGAUCUCUUCUCAUUUUUGGAGUCUUCUUUUCAGUUUUACUCCAGGAGCUGUUUCGCUUUGGUUACUACAGACUGCUCAGAAAAGCCAAUGAGGGUCUGGCAGCCAUUAGUGAAGAUGAGAGUUCAGCUAUUUCAGUGCGUCAGAUGGCUUACGUGGCAGGACUGGGCUUCGGCAUCAUGAGCGGCGCGUUCUCAAUGAUCAACAUUCUGUCGGAUUCUCUGGGUCCCGGGACAGUCGGCAUCUUUGGAGAUUCACAGUAUUACUUCAUUACAUCAGCUCUGAUGACUCUGGCUUUGACUCUUCUGCACACGUUCUGGGGUGUGGUGUUCUUCGACGGCUGUGAGAAGAGCAGAUGGUGGGUCAUUGCUCUGGUUGUGUGUCUUCACCUGCUGGUCGCCGGUCUGUCUCUUUUGAAUCCAUUUUACGAUGGCAGUCUGCCUCCUGUAUAUAUAAUCACGCUGCUGAUGGGCGUCUGGGCGUUCUUCUCAUCUGGAGGAUCACUACACAACCUCACUGCUCUCUGCACACGCAGAAAAGCAGAAAGAGAAACUUCAUAAGAGGGUGUGUGUCAUGACCUGUUAAUGAGACUGAGUGCGACAGAACCGAGUUUGCUGCUUGAUCUAUGAGCAGCGGUUUGUGAAAGUUCACAUUCACCUGUUCAAGCCCGAAGCGAUCAGACACGCCCCAUCCAACACCAGUGAUUUCAUCAGAGGCAAACGGGCCACGGGACUUUCACAGAAGCACUAUAAAUAGCUUGAUCCGAAUCCACAUGAACAAGAUGUUCUGAUAUUCAUAUGAUUUCUUUUUAAAACGAGUAUUCUCUGACCCAUGUUUCAUGAUUUUGAGGUUUUUUGUAAACCAUUUCAUUUAAAUUCUGAAGGAAGCCAUGUCAGUUAUAAGGUGGUGGACAUGUACAUACUGAAAUCUUGUACGAUUUUGAAAACCUUUUCUUAAAUUUGUCAAAUGUAUGAAUGCACAAUGAGAACAUUCACAUAUCAAGUGUCCUCAGAUCCAGUGGAACAAACGUCUUCAGCAUCUCAUGUGCAGUUAUGCAGUAUUAGUCGCUUAGGAUUUUAUAGUUUAAAUGUGAUUUAAUGUUUAUGCUGUCAGUAGAAACCCAUACAGCAGCAGCUGACACAUACUGGAAACAACAUCCUUUAAACUCAACCAAACCAAACUGUUGAUGGCUCCAUCUAUAGUAUUUUUUGAACGGUAACAUGCAACCUUUACAGUUAUGCAAACCCUGGAUAUUCCAGAAUGAUCCUUCAGUAAUACCAUUUUAAAAAUGGUGCUGGCCCCGUGCUCCUGUCAGGAUGUAUUUAUAUUCUCAAAAAUCUGUGUUAAACUAAAAGCUUUAAUUCCUGAACCAGCACACUAACUAUACUUCUGUAUGUUUCUGGUCCAUAUUUCAGUAUACAUCAUCAAGUGAUAAGAACUGUGUUUGCAGACGAUUUUUAUGAUCAGAGUUAUUACAUUGUACACAAUAAUGAUUUGGUGCUUUCCGGAAUUUCAAUUACAAAAGGAUUUCUUAUAUGUAUGUGAUACUUUAAUGCUGCUUUAUAAACAUUCUUAAACUAAGAUGAGCAAACGGCGUCGUUUUUCAUUUCA
This is a messenger RNA of Triplophysa rosa, 2140 nucleotides long. Its product is annotated as Gamma-secretase subunit Aph-1b-like. Gene Ontology annotation, molecular function: protein-macromolecule adaptor activity. The record is from RefSeq and is a predicted model, not a curated record. Lineage: Eukaryota; Metazoa; Chordata; Actinopteri; Cypriniformes; Nemacheilidae. The transcript is spliced from 7 exons. Gene Ontology annotation, cellular component: gamma-secretase complex; membrane; endoplasmic reticulum. Gene Ontology annotation, biological process: positive regulation of catalytic activity; Notch signaling pathway; protein processing. The coding region runs from base 328 to 1089 and encodes 253 amino acids.